Messenger RNA from Prorocentrum cordatum, 1822 nucleotides. NCBI's taxonomy places the organism in Eukaryota, Dinophyceae, Prorocentrales, Prorocentraceae. The record is from the annotation of a GenBank genome assembly.
AGUGGGCAAUUCGGCCCGAGCCAUUCCGACACGAGCCGGCGGAUCGGCAGGCUCGCCGCGGCAGGCUCGAGAUGCUGCCGAGCGUCGCCCCCCAUGGCAGCGAGCCCCCAGUGCAGUCGCGCACAUGGCCCGCCAGGUCGCUCGCGUGCUCCGCAGGCACAUGCGCCGUGCCACAGGCCAGCUCCUGGGCAGCGCGCCCGACGGGUCGCCGGCGAGCCGCCGCGGGCUGCGCCGCGCUGGCCGCGUCCGGCCUGGCCUCUGCGCGGCGGCGGCGAAGACGAGCCAGCGGUCGCGGUGGCACCGCGCGCCGCGCCUGGGGCGCGCCGCCCCCCCCGCCGCCGUGGUGGCGGGGGCUGAACGGCUGGCUGCUGGGGGGGAUGGCGGCGGGCCUCCUCGCGCUGGCGGCACGCUACUUGCGCAGGGGCAGCAGCAAAGACUCGCUCGCUGCUGCCGCGAGGCGUCUGGAAGCGAGCAUGGGCGCGGCGGCGCAGGCAGCGGUGUCGCCUCAGCCACAGCCGGCGCCGCCAGCGCCAGCGGCGCCCCUGCCGCGAGCCGCUGCAGCAGCCGCCUCCUCUGCGCCAGCCCCGCCACCGCCCGCAGCUGCUCCAGCGGCGCCAGCGCCAGCGGCAAGCGCCGCGGCGUCGCCAGCACCAUCGCCGGCGGCGAGCCCCCAGCCGCCACCGAUGUCAGCACCGGCACCAGCACCGGCACCGGCGCCAGCGCCAGCACCGGCACCGGCACCGGCGCCGGCGUCGGCGUCGACGGCCAGCGCCGCCUCGGCGGCACCACCGCCAGCGCCAGCGCCGGCGUCGGGUCCCCCAACGGACAAGACGGCCACCGCUUCUCCAGUGGAGGCGCCUGUUGCGAGCUCACCUGCGGCGGACGUGCCGAGGAAGCUGUCGCUGGCAGACGGCAGGGAGGUGCGGGUGUUGAAAGACAGAGCAGAUGUGAUUCGAGCCAUGGUUGACGAACUGGAUGAUGCAGCGCGCUCCGCGAUCGCAGAGAAGGGCGCAUUCUCAGUCUGCGUGCCAGGCGGCUUCGGCCCUGCCGACGGCGUCGAGGCUGGCGCGCAGUCUUGUGUCGCAGAGGCGAUGUCCCUGCUCGCUGGGAGGCAGGGGCUCGAUUUUUCAAAGUUCCACAUCUUUUUCGCUGGGGACCGCCUUGACGUCCAGGAGUCCUACAAGGGGGCCUGCGACACCUGGGUCAAGGAGUGCCGCGUGCCCCUCGAGCAGGUGCACGGUGUGGCCCCUGGCCCGCCAGAGGGGGCCGCGGCGCAGUACACGGCACUCAUCUGCAUGCAGGAGGAGAACGUGAUCGCGGACAGCCCCUCGGGCUUGCCAGCUGUGGACCUGCUGCUGCUGGACGUGGGGGAGGGCGGCACGGUCGGCCGCGUCCGGCCAGGCUCAGCCGUGGCGCGGCGCGCGGGGGACGACAACGUCGUCAUCCCCGUGGAGGAGCCCGGCCAGGAGGCGCUCGCGCUGUCCCUCGACUUCAUGUCCGCGUCCGGCCGCGCCGUGCUCGCCGCGGCGGGCGGGGAGGGCGGGCCGCUGCGCGGGGCCGUGGCCGCGGCCCUGGGAGGGCCCGACGUCGGCGCCGCCAGCCCUGCGGGCCUGGUCAGGGCGCAGCGGACGCUGUGGCUGCUCGAUGCCGACGCCGCCGCGGACCUGCCGCGCACGGCGUGAGGCGGCCCGUCUUCGUCGGCCCUUGCGGGCCUCGUCGGGGCGCGGCAGAAACGCCGCGGCUGCUCGGCGCCGGUGCCGCUGCGAGCUCUACUGCCGCGCGGCGCGAGGCGCCCCUCGACUGCCGCGGGCGCAUAUGAGAA